AUGAAUAUCGACACCGGCGUGAACGAACAAUCAUCAACGACCAUGGAAGAUCAUUUCGACGGGGAAACAAAAGAACCAAAGACUUCUACAUGCGAAUUAAUCAAAGAUCAGCUCUUCGAAGUUGGACCACGCUACACAGAUCUAAAGUACAUCGGCGAAGGUGCUUACGGCAUGGUCGUAUCAGGUCACGACAACCGAACCAAUCAACGUGUUGCCAUAAAAAAACUAUCUCCAUUCGAACAUCAAUGUUUUUGUCAGCGAACAUUACGUGAGAUCAAAAUUCUAGCUCGAUUCAAACAUGAGAAUAUCAUCAAUAUACAAGAUAUUAUACGUUCGAAUAGCAUUGAACAGAUGAAAGAUAUUUAUCUAGUGCAACAAUUAAUGGAAUGUGAUAUGUAUAAAUUAAUUAAACACCAGAAAUUAAGCUCAGAACAUAUUUGUUACUUUCUUUAUCAAAUUUUACGCGGUUUGAAAUAUAUUCAUUCCGCAAAUGUUCUUCAUCGAGAUUUAAAACCAUCGAAUCUUUUGCUAAACACAAAUUGUGAUUUGAAGAUAUGCGACUUUGGUUUAGCACGUAUCGCUGAUCCAUCAUUCGAUCAUAAUGGCGUGUUAACUGAAUAUGUCGCGACCCGAUGGUAUCGAGCACCUGAAAUCAUGCUGAAUGCGCGUGGAUAUAAUAAGCCGAUUGAUCUCUGGUCUGUUGGAUGUAUUCUCGGUGAAAUGCUCAAUGGAAAACCAUUAUUCCCUGGAAAACAUUAUAUUGACCAAUUGAAUUUAAUUCUCAACGUUGUCGGUUCGCCCGAUGAACAAGACUUAGCUUCAAUUGUCAACGAAAAAGCACGAAAUUAUAUCUCGACUUUGAAAGUUCGUGUUAAACAACCGUUCUCACGUUUAUAUCCCGAAGCUGAUGGCAGCGCGCUCGAUCUUCUUGAUCGUUUAUUAACAUUCGAUCCAAACAAACGUAUCGACGUAUCGGAAGCAUUAGCCCAUCCUUAUUUAAAACAGUAUUACGAGCCGAAUGAUGAGCCAAUAGCUGCACAUCCAUUCACCGUCGAAAUGGAAAUGGAUGACUUUCCAAUAGCGAAAUUGAAGCAAUUAAUCUGGAACGAAACUAAACUGAUCAAAGAACAUAUUCUCUUACAACAAAUGCCAAUUAAAAUGUGA
Adineta ricciae is the source of this 1164-nucleotide messenger RNA. Lineage: Eukaryota; Metazoa; Rotifera; Eurotatoria; Adinetida; Adinetidae. The record is from the annotation of a GenBank genome assembly.